Messenger RNA from Leptosia nina, 222 nucleotides. The record is from the annotation of a GenBank genome assembly. Lineage: Eukaryota; Metazoa; Arthropoda; Insecta; Lepidoptera; Pieridae.
AUGAUGAAUGACGUGUCCACGAGCUGGAGUGAAGAGAACUCCCGGGAGCUAUUGCUAUCCGAUAUAGCGAACCCAUUUGAAACCGGUCGAAGUCAGGAAUUUCAUAAAACAGCCCUGAGAGGGGACAAAUUGCUGCCACGUCUGCGGAGAUUUAUUACUGAUCUUACAAUGGCUGGUAAAUGUUAUGACUAUGAAGUUUCUUUUAAGGUGAUAAAAUAUUAG